UUGACUUUUCAUCCUUUUCAAGUAGCGACGACGAGCGAACCAGCAAGCUUGUGUGUGUGUUGGAAAUUACGAAAUAAAUCAAAGUUUUUGUCAAAAAUCGAAAUUUCGUGUGCCAUCGCAUAUUGCGAAUAUUUGCUGAAAUUCUGAACAAAAACCAGUAAAUAACUUCACAAAUCUAAGAAAAUGGCUGCUGUUUGUGGGCGUAUGGCUCUGCGUGCGGCGACACGUCAAAAUUUACAAAUCACUCCAGUGCGUUUCUGCAAAAUGAUGAACGAUCCAAUGGAGCAUGCCACUGGUUUGGAGAAACGUGAAUUGCUAGCCAAGGCUGCUGGCAAUGAUAACCCCUUCGACAUGAAAGUGUUCAAACGUGGCGCAGGCACCAAAGAAAAUCCCAACCUGAUACCAUCAGCAUUUGACGCUCGUAUUGUGGGCUGCAUCUGCGAAGAAGAUCAAACUUAUGUGCAGUGGAUGUGGCUGCAAAAGGGUACAUCCAAACGUUGCGAAUGCGGUCAUUGGUUCAAAUUGGUUGAGAAAGCUCCUGUUUAAAUUAAAUAAUACAAAAUAUUUGCAAAUUUCAUUUUACUAAGCAAAAAGUAACCAAAUAAAUUCACAAAACCAACAACAACAAAGAACUCUAAAAAUGAUAGUAAAAUGGGAAGGCGUAAACUUAGGAGAAUUAAUACUAAGAAUGUAUCAGAAACUAGUUACAUUGCUAUCUACUAUGUUGGAUGGUGCUUUGCUAUGGCCAACGAUUCACCAUAUUGGAAUAUAAAAGUAAAUUCAUAAAUGAAAUAGAACACUGUAAUAUUUAAUGUUAACUAUACAUAAAGAUGAAUAGAAAUCAAAACACAUAUUACGGUGUUUAAGUAA
Molecule: messenger RNA, 870 nt
Organism: Ceratitis capitata (Mediterranean fruit fly)
Lineage: Eukaryota; Metazoa; Arthropoda; Insecta; Diptera; Tephritidae
Product: cytochrome c oxidase subunit 5B, mitochondrial
Exons: 3
Coding region: 184-546 (120 amino acids)
Biological process (GO): mitochondrial electron transport, cytochrome c to oxygen
Cellular component (GO): mitochondrial envelope
Source: RefSeq, a predicted model, not a curated record